GUUUUUCUGGCUCAGCUCUGUCUCUGGAGAAGGAUGCGGGAAAGGAGAGGAAGGAAGAGGGUCUUAUGUCUAAAAAUAAUCAGUUCUUUAUUCUCUAAGACCAUUCGUUGCACUAUGGUGCUAACGCAGAGAACUCCUCUGCCUGAAACCUGUUUCGCAUCUGAUAUUUGAUGCCAGCCCUUACAGUGAUAAAGGCCAGGAAGCAAAUCCAGAGGCACUGAAUUUACUUACAAUCAGCCCUGAGAGGUCUCUCUGGUUGGUUUCUUUUCCCUGUUGUCACUCAUUAGAGAACGAGUUUACCCACAGCCAUCAGCCCAGCACAUCCAAGCUGGACCCGGGCCAAGAACGAGCAGCACUGCUGAAAUCUGGGCAGCGAGGUGGAAGGGCGAGCGGGGCACCGGUUGGAUGAAAACAUGCGAGGCCUGCUGGGCAGCAGCUGGAGGAAGUUCGGGCAUGCCGGCAGGGGCACCUACGAGUGGCUGACAAGCGAACCAAGCCUACCCCUUCAGGAAACCCAGCUGCAGGGCACCCAGCAGGUCAGCUCCGCCAAAGACGACGUGGAGCCCUUCCUGUGCAUCCUGCUCCCCGCCACCAUCGUGCUGUUCCUGGCCUUCCUGCUGCUCUUCCUGUACCGCCUCUGCAGGGCGCCCCGGGCGCAGGGCCAGGUCUUCAGCAUCGACCUGGCCGAGCACCCGCCCACGGGCGAGGACACGGACUUCCUGCCGGGCCUGCCCUGGAGCGGGGAGCAGGACUUCCCCUACUCGCCCCUGCCCGCGGAGGCGGCCCCCCUGUCCGCGUGUCUGCCCCCCUCCUACGAGGAGGCCACCAGGAGCCCGCCUGGGGAGGAGGCCCCCCGCCUGGGCCUGCCGGAGGAACAGGGGCCACCUGGGCCGCAUGAGCCCGUCUGAACUGCUCUUGGAAACCAUUUAAAACCCAGCUCUCCCCCUGCAUGGACCAGGAGGCCGACCCCCGGGUGCGGGGGACAGGAGGCUGGGGGCAGGCUGGACACAGGUCAGUCCAGGG
Myotis daubentonii (Daubenton's bat) is the source of this 1023-nucleotide messenger RNA. RefSeq names its product small integral membrane protein 28 (gene SMIM28). The record is from RefSeq and is a predicted model, not a curated record. Lineage: Eukaryota; Metazoa; Chordata; Mammalia; Chiroptera; Vespertilionidae.